Drosophila teissieri is the source of this 1898-nucleotide messenger RNA. Its product is annotated as zinc finger protein 184. Gene Ontology annotation, biological process: regulation of cytokine production; regulation of immune system process; negative regulation of transcription by RNA polymerase II. The coding region runs from base 40 to 1878 and encodes 612 amino acids. Gene Ontology annotation, molecular function: zinc ion binding. The record is from RefSeq and is a predicted model, not a curated record. Gene Ontology annotation, cellular component: nucleus. The transcript has 5 exons. NCBI's taxonomy places the organism in Eukaryota, Metazoa, Arthropoda, Insecta, Diptera, Drosophilidae.
AUUAUUUAAUAUAAACAUUGCGCACUUUAUUCUAAAAAUAUGCGAUGUGCGGUGCCCCAAUGCCGAAACUCCUCUGACUGCCGAUCCAAAAGGAAUGCGGGUCACCAGCAGCGCUUGGGCUUCUUCCGCUUCCCCAAGUGCCCGGAUGCAUUCAAAGCUUGGCUCGCAUUCUGCGGCCAUACGGAGGAGUCCUUGAAGUCCAAGAAUCCCUGCAUUUGUAGCGAGCAUUUCAAUGAUGAGGACAUCGAGGGAUCCCUAAAAUUUGAAAUGGGAUUGGCCAAAAAGCGCACUUUGCGACCAGGUGCAGUUCCCUGCAUAAACAAAAGCCAGGAAAGCAGAUCGGAAAGAGCCCACAAAGAGAGGACACAGCGACGCAGGAACCAGGAACUAGUGGCUGAGCUGCUGGCGGAGGAGGAUGCCAAAUCAAUCCCCCCAGUGGCUGCCUCAUUUGAGCACGAUAAUGUGUAUAUAUCGGAAACUGUUGAAAUGGAAUUGGAUCCACUUUCUGGCGCGGAAAAGCUGGAAGAGCUCCAAAAGUGUCGCACAUGCUACAGGGACUUCGCCGCGGACUCCACGGCCAAGGAUCUCUUUGACCCGGCCAACAGUGUCCUGCUCUUCCACAUUGAAGUCAUAAGCGGUGUCUGGAUCAGUCACAAACCAGACGAGCCGCGCUUCAUGUGCCCUGCCUGUAAAUUAGCCCUGGAUCAGGCCAUCGAUUUCCGGGAGAUGUGCAUCAGCACCGAGCUCAAGAUCAACCAAGCCAAACCUUUAACUGAUGAGCUGCAGCUAGAGGCUCAAAAUGAGGAUUCAAUAUCAUCAGAGCACGACUUGGUAUCUGAUUCGGAGUACACCAAUGUGGAUGAGAUUGAAGAUGCAGGUGAAGAGCACGUUGAAGUUGAAGCUGUAACAGAUGACCAAUCAAGUCCAGAGCCAGUCGUCGAAUCCGCUGCACCCGCCGCUCAGGAUCCACUUAGUGUGGCCCUGGGUAACAAGAUCUUCAAGGAGCUGAUAGAUCAAUACACAGGGCAAGAAAGAGCAAAGCUCAAGAAGGCAACACCAAUUGCGAGGAAACCCAGAGCUAGGGAACAGGCAGCUUGUGAGCAGAAACCAAAACGCAGUGCCAACCCAAAGACCAAAGAAGAGAGGAAUCUCAUACGGCGUGCCCAGUUACGGGCUAAACCGCCGAACUUUGUGUGCGAUCAGUGCGGCCAGGCCUUCCGCAUGUCCCACAAUCUGCGGAUCCACAUGCUCCGACACAGUCGCACCAAGAACUACCAGUGCAGCGAGUGUCCGAAGACGUUCUACGAUGCCUACAUGCGCAACAUGCACAUUCGCAUCCGCCACCGUGGCGAAACUCCCUUCGGCUGUGGUUUCUGCAGCGAAACAUUCGCCUAUGCCGGGGCUCGCCAAAAGCACGAGAGUGAGGUGCACAAUGCGGCACCCCGUCUCAUUGUGAAGCGAAUCAAUCCGAAGCCUAUGCCUAAGCCUCGAGAAGAUGUACGCUAUCAAUGCAAGCUGUGUCACAAGCAUUACGCCUCAAAGUACGCACUGGGCUGGCAUAUCAAAUCGCACACCGAUGCGAACGCCUUCAAGUGCCAGCGGUGCAGCAAGAGCUACUCAGAUCCCAACAAGCUCAAGCGCCACGAGAUGACCCACGAGAAGAGGCCGCUGCAGUGCGACGUCUGCUUGAAGGGAUUCUAUCAGCGCACGCGGCUGCGGGAGCACGAGCUCAUUCACACCGGCGAACGUCCUUAUUGGUGUGAGGUCUGCAAUGUGCACUUUCGCUACAAGUAUAACAUGAAAAGCCAUGCAAACAGCAAAAUGCAUCAGGAUAAUGCUCGCAAAAUGGGAUUAGGACAAAUUGUUAAAACCGAAUGAAACGAGUGCCUUUUUUUCAA